Funneliformis mosseae is the source of this 359-nucleotide messenger RNA. The record is from the annotation of a GenBank genome assembly. NCBI's taxonomy places the organism in Eukaryota, Fungi, Glomeromycota, Glomeromycetes, Glomerales, Glomeraceae.
ACAACCAACUUAUUGGAACAGGUAAAAUUGUCCAAGCUGCUAUUUAUGGGCAUAACGGUUCUUUGUGGGCAACUUCACCCGGCUUCUCCUUAAGCCCAGAAGAAAUUACUACUCUUGUUGAGGCUUUUAAUAAUGCCGAAAAAAUUCAAGCUAAUGGUUUAUAUGUCAAUGGUAUUAAAUAUUUCGCUCUCUCUCAUGAUGAUACAAACGUUCAUGGUAAAAAGGGAGGUGAUGGCGUGGUUGCUUUUAAAACAACACAAGCUGUAAUUAUCGGUGUUUAUAAGGAAGGUACGGCAGCCGGUGCAGCCAACAAAGUUGUGGGAGACUUGGGGGAUUAUUUGAGGGGUCUAAACUAUUAA